Messenger RNA from Rhineura floridana, 2920 nucleotides. Its product is annotated as zinc finger protein 883-like. Gene Ontology annotation, molecular function: DNA-binding transcription activator activity, RNA polymerase II-specific; RNA polymerase II cis-regulatory region sequence-specific DNA binding. Bases 180 to 2294 code for a protein of 704 amino acids. Gene Ontology annotation, biological process: regulation of transcription by RNA polymerase II. Gene Ontology annotation, cellular component: nucleus. The record is from RefSeq and is a predicted model, not a curated record. NCBI's taxonomy places the organism in Eukaryota, Metazoa, Chordata, Lepidosauria, Squamata, Rhineuridae. The transcript is spliced from 3 exons.
GGUCGGCUUACCUGCUCUUUCUGGCCCUUCCUUCGCAGUGACUGCCGGGAACUGUAGUUUUCGUGCUUCAGCGGCGGGACCAUAUUGGGGGCCUGUUGAUCUUUGAGGAGGUGGCUGUGUGUUUCACAGAGGAGUGGGCUCGGCUGGAUCUGGACUGGAGGGCCGUGCACAGGGACGUCAUGGAGGAGAAGUACAGGAAUCCGGCUUCUCUGGGUGAUGGAAGUGAAAGCGACAAAGAGGAUGAACACCAGAGAAUUAAAAUGGAAGCAAAACAAAAUUGGAUGAAAAAAUUUGUUUCAGAAGGUGCUGUCUUCAAUGAAAUUCCAAUACUGGAAGAAUGUCACACAGGAAAGGAACAGGCAAAAGUCCUUCAAUGUGCAAAAAAGGUAACUAGGACAUCGAGCCUUAGCACCCCUAGAACAGCACAUGAAGGAGAGAAGCCAUUUAAAUGCUCAGAGUGUGGAAAGAGCUUCACUCAAAGCAGUAGCCUUUCUAAUCAUCAAAGAAUACAUACAGGAGAGAAACCGUAUGAAUGCUUAGAGUGUGGAAAGAGCUUCAGUAAUAGAAGCAGUCUUUCUUAUCAUCAGAGUGCCCACACAGAAGAGAAACCAUAUAAAUGUUUUCAUUGUGGAAAGAGCUUCAGUCAGAGCAGCGACCUUCUUUCUCAUCAAAGAAUCUAUACUGGAGAAAAGCCGUAUAAAUGCUCAGAAUGCGGAAAGAGCUUUAACCAUAAGAAACAUCUUAUUGUACAUCAAAGAGUUCACACAGGAGAGAAGCCGUAUAAAUGUUCAGAGUGUGGAAAGAGCUUCACUCAAAAUAGCAGUCUUUCUAAUCAUGAAAGAAUCCAUACAGGAGAGAAACCAUAUGAAUGCUUAGAGUGUGGAAAGAGCUUCAGUAAUAGAAGCAGUCUUUCUUAUCAUCAAAGAGCCCACACAAAAGAGAAAACAUAUAAAUGUUUUCAUUGUGGAAAGAGCUUCAGUCAGAGCAAUGAUCUUCUUUCUCAUGAAAUAAUCCAUACAGGAGAAAAACCAUACAAAUGCUCAGAGUGUGGAAAGAGCUUCACUCAUAGCAGUAACCUUUCUAAUCAUGAAAGAAUCCAUACAGGAGAGAAACCAUAUGAAUGCUUAGAUUGUGGAAAGAGCUUCACUAAUAAUAGUAGCCUUUCUUGCCAUCAGAGAAUCCACACAGGAGAGAAACCAUAUAAAUGUUCUGAGUGUGGAAAGAGUUUCUCUCUGAGCAAUGACCUUCUUUCUCAUCAAAGAAUCCAUACAGGAGAAAAACCAUACAAAUGUUCAGUGUGUGGAAAGAGCUUCACUCAAAGCAGUAGCCUUUCUAAUCAUCAAAGAAUCCAUACGGGAGAGAAACCAUAUGAAUGCUUAGAGUGUGGAAAGAGCUUCACUAAUAAUAGUAGCCUUUCUUGUCAUCAAAGAAUCCACACAGGAGAGAAACCAUAUAAAUGUUCCAGUUGUGGGAAGCACUUCAGCCAGAGCAAUGCCCUUCUUCAUCAUCAAAGAAUCCAUACAGGAGAGAAACUGUACAAAUGCUCAGAGUGUGGAAAGAGCUUCACUCAUAGCAGUAGCCUUUCUUAUCAUCAAAAAAUUCAUACAGGCGAGAAACCAUACAAGUGUUCUGAGUGUGGAAAGAGUUUCUAUCAGAGCUAUGGACUUCUUUAUCAUCAAAGAAUCCACACAGGAGAGAAGCCAUAUAAAUGCUCAGAAUGUGGAAAGAGCUUCACUCAAAGCAGUAGUCUUUCUAAUCAUCAAAGAAUCCAUACAGGAGAGAAACCAUACAAAUGCUUAGAAUGUGGGAAAAGCUUUACUAAUAAUAGUAGCCUUUCUUACCAUCAAAGGAUCCACACAGGAGAGAAACCAUAUAAAUGUUCAAUUUGUGGAAAGUGCUUCAGCCAGAGCAAUGACCUUCUUCAUCAUCAAAGAAUCCAUACAGGAGAAAAACCUUACAAAUGCUCAGUGUGUGGAAAGAGUUUCACUCAUAGCACUUACCUUCCUUAUCAUCAAAGGAUGCACACAGGUGAGAAGCCAUUUAAAUGUUCAGAGUGUGGGAGAAGCUUUAUUCACAGGAGUAACCUUACUUAUCAUCAAAAAUCACAUGCAGGGGAAAAACCAUUCAAAUGUAUGGAGUGUGGAAAGAGCUUCAGUCAGAAGAUACAUCUUACUAACCAUCAAAGAACACAUACAGGGGAGAAACCAUAUAAAUGUUCUGAGUGUGGAAAGAGCUUCAGUCGAAGCAGUAGGCUUACUAACCAUCAAAGAAUCCACUUGGCAGAGAAAUCAUAAUAAUUAAGAAUGUGGACAGAGCUUCAACCAGAGGUUACAUCUUACUGUACACAGGAGAGAAAUCAUAUUAAUGCUUGGUGUGGAAGGAGCUUCAGUCACAUCAGUGGCCUUACUUUCCAUCAGUGAUCUGCACAGAAAAGGAACAAUUUAAAUACUAUGAGCGUGGAAGGAGUUUUAGGCAAAGCCCUGCCAUUGCUCAUCAUCAUUGAAUCUCCACAAUGGAAUAAGUAAUUUAAAUGCUCAGUCAGAAAUGGUUUCUGUCAAAAGGAAAGAAAGUCCUAUUACGCAGGAAAGACUAUGGCCUGGUUCACACACAGUGCUAAACUAUGAUUUAUUAAACCAUGGUUUAGUGUUAUGUGUGAACGUAGUUCAGCAGCUUAAUUAUGGCUUUUUGACUAUAGUUAAAGGUCACUUGUUAACAAAGAUUUGUAGUUGGUUUAUAAACCUAAGUUAACAUUAGUCAUAGCGUAGCAUUAUAUGCUUACCCAGAAUUCUUUCUUAAUUAUGGCUAAGGAGCCAUCACUGCUAAGUGCUGCAGACCUGUGAGUGAAGAGUGGCAAAAAAUUAAAACUGUUCUCAAGGCUUAUUUCCUCUGUGAUGUAAUAAACCAAGGUUUGUCUGCCAAA